UCAUUACUAUUAUUAUUAUUAUUAUUAUUAUUAUCGAUAUGUCAUAUGUACUGUCAGUCGGAGUGCCGGAUUAUUUAAAGUUUCAGUCAGUCUGUGACAAAUUAAAGUAAGUUUAAGUUCCGGCAUAAAUAAAUUCGUCGAGAAAAAUUAAAAAAUAUGGAUAAAAAAAGAAAAUUAUAGAAAAAAAAAUCAUUAAAUUGUCAUUUAGACUAGACAAAGCAUAUGGCAAAUUUAUCAAUUGUGUAUGGUGCCGAGGAGGCGAUAUAAAAUUCGCGAAAUAAUACCAAAAAGUUUGACAAGUGUCAUCGAGGUGACAAGGGGUUUGGCAAUUAAUUAAAAAUUAUAUUGGAUCAUGUCGACAGCUUUAUUAGCAGUAUUUGCUGUUAUUCUUUGUAUUUUAUUUCGAAUAUUGAAUGUCAACAGUGCAGCACAAAAACCACUUUUAAUAUGUCAUGAUCAGGCAUUUCUUUCUACAAUUCUUAAAAUCGCACCAGCCAUUGCCGAACCUUACACUCCAACUAGACUAUGGGGAUUCAGUGGACAUGUACAGACUAUAGUCCACAGUAUUAUAGGAAGAGUAAGGUGCCCUUGGCCAAUUGGUGAUAGAAUUUACAUGAGUUUGACUGAUGGUACAACACUAACUUAUGACUUGUAUCAACCACACAGUAAUUCUCAUGAAGAUGACAUAACUGUUGCAAUUGCACCGGGAAUUGGUAAUAGUUCAGAAACUGUUUACAUUAGAACAUUUGUUCAUUUUGUACAGAGUCAUGGAUAUCGUUGUGCUGUUCUUAAUCAUGUUGGAGCAUUGUCAAGUGUUAAAGUUACAGCUCCAAGAAUAUUCUCUUAUGGACAUACUGAUGAUUAUCAUGUGAUGUUAUUGAGCCUUGCUGAGAAACAUCCCAAUACUAAAAUUGUCUGUGUUGGAUUUAGUUUAGGUGGUAAUAUUGUCACUAAAUAUAUGGGAGAACGUGCAAAGACAAAAUUGCCACAAAUUAUUGGUGGUAUUUCUAUUUGUCAAGGUUACAAUGCUAUUGAAGGAACAAAGUAUUUAUUAAAUUGGCAAAAUUUUCGUCGUUUUUAUCUUUACAUUAUGACUGAAUCUGUUAAAAAUAUUAUUUUGAGACACAGACAUGUAUUGCUAUCAGAAGAAGUUAAACAACGCUUUGGAUUAAAAGAAAAACAGAUACUUUCAGCAGCUUCAAUUCAACAAUUAGACGAGGCCUAUACUAGAAGAAUACACAACUUCAAAUCUGUAAAACAAAUGUACAAUUGGAGCAGUUGUAUAAAUUAUCUGGAUGACAUAACAGCACCAAUGGUGUAUAUCAAUGCACUAGAUGAUCCAAUUGUUCAUGAAAAUUUACUUGUACCAAUUCGAGAAUAUGCUGCUAAAAGAUCAAAUGUUUUGUACAUUGAAAGUGCUCAUGGUGGUCAUCUAGGAUUUUAUGAAGGUGGACUUCUUUAUCCAAAUCCUAUCACCUGGCUAGACAGAGCUGUUGUCUCUCUCAUUGGUUCACUAUCUCUUGUUCAUGCUGAUAGACUUAAAGUAUCUUAAAAGACCAUUAAUUACCAUUAAUUAUAUUGGGCAUUUAACUAUCAACUCUAAUUACUACUCACUUUUUAUUAGUUCAUCACUCUUUAUUUAUUCAUUGAUUCAUAUAUUUGUUUAUUUUUUUUUUUUUUUGUUAUUGAAUCAUUUACGCUGAAAUGGGACCCUACUUUUAGAUUAUGAUUGAUAAGCAAUUUAUACUUUCAUAAUUAAUAUCAAUUAUUGUUGAUAUUUAUAUAUUUGAUUAUAAAAAUUUCAUUGAUUUUUUUUUAAUUUUUUUACUUUUAUUUUUGUUAACCAAAAAAAAAAAAAACAAAACAUAAUUUAUUGUAUUUAUUUAUAUAUCACGGGUAUUUUUGAAAAAUACGAAUUAUUAUUUUAUAAAAAGAAAAAAAAAUUAUAAAAGUUUAAAUUAUUGAUGUGGGUUGAAGAAAAAAUUGUCGACAAUUAUUUUGAAAGAGGAAAAACAAAAUAUAGAUAAGAAAAAUAGUCAAAAAAAAGAAAAAAUGAGCUUUAAUUUUAUUUAAAUGCCGAAAUAUCGAUAGUUGAAUAAUUUAUAAACACAAAUAUGUGCUUCUAGUUGAUGAUAUCUCAUAAAGAAAAUAAAAAUAAAAAGUCAAAGCUUCAGGAUUAUAUUUUACACAUUGACAAAGAUUAAAUUAUUAGUCUGUUCAUAAAAUAUAACAAUAAUAUUUAACGCAUCAUGUAAACAACAAAAAAAAAGAAGCGAAAUAAAAAAAGACUAUUGAGUGUGAUUAUAAUUUGUUAUAUAAUAAUCAUAAUUUAAUAUCACACAACACAAAAAUAAAUAUAUGUAACUGUAUAUGUAUUAUAAUAUAAUAAUUGAUGUCUGAUAUGCAUGCACUUGUAAUUUAAUAUGUAAUUAAUUACAUAUUUGUGAUUUAGAAAAGAAAAAAAAACCUACCUUGUGGUAAGGCUUGUGAUGACAAGUAUAAUACAUCAAUUGAGAAUAUUUAAUUAAAUAGAUGAUGCAUAAAUUUUUAAAAAUAAUUAAACAGUAUUUUAUAUUGUUUUUGUAUCAAAAAAAAAAAAAAAAAACACAAAGACAUUUCAUCGAUAUUAAUUAUCUCUUAUUAUUGAUGAAUGUAAUCAUAAAAAAAAUGAGCUGAAAAUGCAAAAAAACAAAAAAAAUUUAUAGACAAACGAAAAUGAACUGAUUAAUAGUAAUAUGUUGAUGAUUGAAUAUUUUUUUUUUUUUUUUUUUCAUUUAUUUAUUUUCGUUGUUGAUGAUUGAUUGUUUAUAUGCUAGAUAUUUUAUCAAUGAUAAAUUAAUUAUGAAAAUAAACAGUUGUUCACUUAUUGAACUUAAUCUGUUAUUUUUUAUUCAAUCAUUAAUAUUGUAAAAAAUCAUUAUUAAUAUUUGUUAUUGGAUAACUUCGAAGCAAUUAAUUGACAUUUCAGUAUUUUGUAAUUUUAUUUUUAUUAUAAUUUUGAUUGAAGUUCAAGUAUGUUUAAAAUGAUUUGUUGAGCUACGCCUAAUUGAUUACAUAUUAAUGAUCAAUUUAUAAAAUUAUAAAAAAUAAUUGAAUUAAACCAGUUUUAUAUAAAGAUGUCAUAUAUUGGUUUGAUAAAAUAAUAAUUCAAUGUUAAUUCUGCCAGUCAAAAUAAUAAUUAUUAUAAAAAUAAAUAAAAAACUUG
Molecule: messenger RNA, 3205 nt
Organism: Aphidius gifuensis
Lineage: Eukaryota; Metazoa; Arthropoda; Insecta; Hymenoptera; Braconidae
Gene: Hydr2
Product: abhydrolase domain-containing protein 2
Exons: 9
Coding region: 353-1552 (399 amino acids)
Biological process (GO): steroid hormone receptor signaling pathway; sperm capacitation; acylglycerol catabolic process
Cellular component (GO): sperm plasma membrane; sperm flagellum
Molecular function (GO): monoacylglycerol lipase activity; acetylesterase activity
Source: RefSeq, a predicted model, not a curated record